AUGGCACCAAUAGCUCUGGAUGGGGGUCAAAAGGGAAGUGUGAAAAGUCUUGAGACAGUGGGUACGAUUUUCGAAAAAGAAGACUAUGAUCUUCUCAAGUUAUUGGAUAGAGCUAGACCUAUAAAUGUUGAGAGGAAUGAAUGUUAUGAUGAAAGGGCAUUCAAUGAAUUCUCCUCGCGCAUACUAGAUCAUUUGGACAAUGUGUCAACACCUGGUAGAAGGUCUGGCUUUAAUACUCCAAGGUCAAAUACUUACAUUGAAUCACAUCCUAUGAUAGCUGACGCUUGGGAUGCCUUGAAGCGCUCUAUGGUUUACUUUCGUGAGCAGCCGGUUGGGACAAUUGCUGCUUUGGACCACUCUGUCGAAGAGCUAAACUACGAUCAGGUUUUUGUUAGAGAUUUUGUCCCUAGUGGGUUGGCUUUCCUGAUGAAUGGGGAGGAUGCAAUUGUUAAGAAUUUUCUUUUGAAGACUCUUCACUUACAAUCAGGGGAGAAAAAGGUUGACCUAUUCCAGCUAGGAGAAGGGGUGAUGCCUGCAAGUUUUAAAGUGCACCAUGACCCUGUAAGAAACACCGAGACUUUGAAUGCAGACUUUGGUGAGAGUGCAAUUGGAAGAGUGGCUCCUGUUGAUUCAGGAUUUUGGUGGAUAAUAUUACUUCGUGCAUACACCAAGUCUACAGGAGACACUUCCUUGGCUGAAAUGCCAGAGUGCCAAAGGGGUAUGCGCCUUAUUCUUAGUUUGUGUCUCUCAGAGGGAUUUGACACAUUCCCCACACUUCUCUGUGCUGAUGGAUGCUGUAUGAUUGACCGUAGAAUGGGUAUUUAUGGAUAUCCAAUUGAGAUACAAGCACUGUUCUUCAUGGCUUUAAGAUGUGCUUUAGCUUUACUUAAGCAAGAUGUAGAAGGUAAGGAAUUCAUGGAGCGUAUAGUGAAAAGGCUUCAUGCCCUGAGCUAUCACAUGAGAAGCUAUUUUUGGCUGGACCUGAAACAGUUGAAUGAUAUAUAUCGGUAUAAAACAGAAGAAUAUUCUCAUACAGCAGUUAACAAAUUCAAUGUAAUACCUGAUUCUCUUCCAGAUUGGGUAUUUGAUUUCAUGCCAACGCGCGGUGGUUACUUUAUAGGAAAUGUGAGCCCUGCAAGAAUGGAUUUUCGUUGGUUUUGCUUGGGAAAUUGCGUUGCCAUUUUGUCAGCUUUAGCCACCCCAGAGCAGGCUUCAGCCAUAAUGGAUCUCAUUGAAUCACGUUGGGAAGAGCUUGUGGGAGAAAUGCCAUUGAAGACUUGUUAUCCAGCCAUAGAAAGCCAUGAAUGGCAAAUUGUAACUGGCUGCGAUCCAAAGAAUACAAGGUGGAGUUACCACAAUGGAGGAUCUUGGCCAGUGCUUCUCUGGCUCCUGACUGCAGCUUGUAUAAAGACUGGACGUCCCCAAAUUGCAAAACGUGCCAUCGAUCUUGCUGAAAGCAGACUGUCGAAAGAUCAAUGGCCUGAGUAUUAUGAUGGAAAGCUAGGUCGGUAUGUGGGGAAGCAGGCUCGUAAAUUCCAGACUUGGUCCAUUGCUGGGUACUUGGUGGCUAAAAUGAUGCUGGAUGAUCCAUCACAUCUGGGAAUGAUAUCGCUAGAGGAAGACAAGCAGAUGAAACCCCUUGUCAAAAGAUCAAAUUCCUGGACUUGUUGA
This is a messenger RNA of Mangifera indica (mango), 1671 nucleotides long. Its product is annotated as probable alkaline/neutral invertase B. The record is from RefSeq and is a predicted model, not a curated record. NCBI's taxonomy places the organism in Eukaryota, Viridiplantae, Streptophyta, Magnoliopsida, Sapindales, Anacardiaceae. Gene Ontology annotation, biological process: sucrose catabolic process. Gene Ontology annotation, molecular function: sucrose alpha-glucosidase activity; endo-alpha-N-acetylgalactosaminidase activity. The coding region runs from base 1 to 1671 and encodes 556 amino acids. The transcript is spliced from 4 exons.